Podarcis muralis (Common wall lizard) is the source of this 9109-nucleotide messenger RNA. Its product is annotated as aldehyde oxidase 3-like. The record is from RefSeq and is a predicted model, not a curated record. Lineage: Eukaryota; Metazoa; Chordata; Lepidosauria; Squamata; Lacertidae. Gene Ontology annotation, molecular function: FAD binding; iron ion binding; 2 iron, 2 sulfur cluster binding.
ACACAGCCUCUCCCAGCAGGGAGAGGUUGCGUGGGGCUAAAGAGGAAGCCAAAGCAGUGAGCGGGAUCCAUCCCACUGGCUACCUUGGCUUGUGACAUAGCCGCGUGCAACCCCUCCAGCAGGGAGAGGUUGUGCGCAGCCUGUACGCUGCUCUUUGGGGCUGGAGGGGGGGAAAAUAUUUUUUUUAUUGAUUUCCCCGUCUAAAAACUAGGUGUGCCCUAUGGUCCGGUGUACCCUAUGGUGCGAAAAAUACGGUAAGUAGUGACAUGAUAGGAUUUUAUAAGACUAGGCGUGGCAUGGAGAAAGGGGAUUGAGAAAAUAUUUUCUCCCUCAUAACACUAGAAAUAUUCAACGAUGCUUAUUGAAGUACCUCACGCAUAGUUAAGCUCUGGAACCCACUCCCAUAAACGGCAGUGAUAGCCACCAACUUGGAAGCCUUUAAAAGAGGAUGGAACAAAUGUAGAAUAGACUUGUGCUCUGUCUGUAUGGUCAGAAGCAGUAUUAUUUUGAAUACCCGUUGCUGGAAACGGCAGAAGGAGUGAGGGCUCUUAUGUUUGGAUCCUGCUUGCGUGCUUCUCGCAGGUAUCUGGUUGGCCUCUGUGAGAACAGGGUGAUGGACUAAGUGGGCCAUUGGCCUCAUCCAGCAGGCUAGCAUUUCUGUGCAAAGGAAAAUCCAAACAAGAAGUACAGUGCAUAUCAUGCAUUGUAAUAUUGUAAUAUUGGUAGAAAAAUGCAAAAAUCUGUUGGCAUGGUUGCAUGUAAGGUAUUCUACUUCCUGACUUGCUAUUUUGCAGGGGGAAUUAGACUGCAUGUAGCAAAUUCGGGUUACGAAAUUAAAGUGUAUUUGGCACUCUUAUGCAACAAACCAUCCUCCCUCUAAAUGACGCUUCUUGUAGCAAGGAAAGUGUUGGGAAGAUGCACUGGGAAAUGUAGGGUUACAAUUGCUUGAUGUGAUGUACUAGAAUUUCCACACAAAUCAGUAUCAACUAAUAGUGUAUAACCUCAAGAAAUUUUGUGCAAAGAAAUCAAAAUGAAUGAUAACCUGGUCAUCUGUAAGUACCCUAAGUCUGGGAAAUGUUUGCCGGUUUAAUCAAGCUUGUUAAGGUGAUGUGAUCACUACAACUGUUGGUAUUCAUUUCUGUUGAACAAAAGGUCCCAUUCUGUUUUAGUGUGGACAGAUGUACCUCGGAGUCCUAUUACCUAAAUAAACUUUGUAAGCUUCCAUUUUUUAUCUUUUACUUGAAACCGCCCACAAGUGCUGGGCGUGUUAAGCAGAGAGUCAUUAUAGAGUCAAAUAUUUCGGAUGAGGAAUGAAAUAUGCAGUGUUGAUACCUUUUCCCAUCUCUGUCAACCCUGAUCCUACGGUGGGUAUAAUCCCAGGAACUACUCAACAUGGAUAGGUAGUUUCGAGUCAAGGAAUUGGGGAGGCUAGCGGUCCUGGACAGGGUUGCACUGCCUUUGAAGGGACAGGUGCAUAACCUGGAGGUGCUCCUAGAGCUGUCUUUGGAGGCUCAAGUGGCCUCCACAAGCAGUGCCUUUUACUAUCUCCGGCCGAUUUGCCAGCUCUUGCCAUCCCUGGACAUGGAGAGCCUUGCCACAGUGAUCCAAACACUGCUGGUAACAGAGCCAUAGCUAGGGGGUGGCGAGGUGGGCCCCUGCCACAGAUGCAGGCGAGGGGGGGGGCGCAAAAUCAUCUGCCAAGACCCUCCGCCAGCCAGCACCCUGUCCAGCCAGUGUUCCCUGCCUGCGGCCAAGCAGGACAAGGAAAAGGGCCCGCACCAACUUCAAAGCCUGCCUACUCUGGAGUCACUCCCCCCCUCCUUUCUCACACCCUCCCUCAAGGGUGCCAACUUGAAUAAAAUACAUUGGGGGGGCGGCAGGUAAGCACCGCCCUGUAUAAUCGACCACAAGAGGGAGCACAUGGACACUAUUUGAAUGGCAAUGCCCAUUAACUGGGGGGGGGCUCCUCAAAUAUUUUAGGGGGGGUGAAGGAACCUUGGCCCCAAGGAAUUGGCUCCCAUGCCCUUCUCCCUAUUAAAGUGGGGUGCUCCCCACUUUAUGCGAUUUCACUUAUGCAGGCAGGGGCCUAGAAUGUAAGCCGUGCGUAAGUGGGGAGACGCCUAUAUACCGUCGUCUAGGUCAGCCUUCCCCAUCUUGGUGGCCUUCAAUCAGAACUCAUUACAAAAAAGAAUUCACUACAAGAUGAAGUGCAUGAGGAAUUGAAGGGGGGGUGUUGGAGGAGAGGCAGAAAGAAGAGUUAAUUUGUUCGUGGCUGGGGGCACAAUCUGGACUGUUCUGCCAGGGGCGCAAGAUCACCUAGCUAUGGCUCUGGCUGGUAACCUUAGAAGUGGAAAAUUGUAAUGCACUCUGUGUGGACUGUCCUUGAAGUUCAUCAUCAUCAUCAUCAAACCUUUUAUUGGCAUCACAUACAAGCAUCCAUAGCAAAUCAACACAGAAUUCCCUGCCUUCCCAGUGACACAAAACGUUUGUCAAAUGAAAGAGGCAAAGCAGUCUAACAUUACAUCUCUAGGUCUCCAGGGAGGUCAGACGUCUGCAAUGUGUUUCGACGACAAAAAACCAGAUAAAGAUAUUUUAGUCACUAACUUAGUGAGCUCCUGAUUAUUCCCCAAUAAUAGAAAAUGUAUGACCUCUAACUCUGGUUUCCAUUUGGGGAUGCAGAGUUGAUCUAGGAACUGCUGGCGGAGAUCAACAUAUAGUUUACAUUUAAGAACCAUAUGUGUAAGAUUUUCCACCUGAUGGUCUUCACAUGGGCAAAUUCUUUCUCCUUCCACCAUUCCCGAGAACCUUCCCUAUAGGAGGUUUGAAGGAUUUGAAUUAAAGCUGGCCAGCGAAAAUGCCCUUUCUUGAGGAUUAAACAAAAAUUCAAGAUAAUUGUGGUUAAUUUCAUAUGCCCAAGAAAGUUGAAAGUUAAGAGGGGAACAUGUUUUCUCUGCUGCCGCUGUUAGUUCCUGGCGUUCAAUGUCCCACAACCUAGUUUUUAUUAUAGCCUUGGCAGAUGGUGGGGGCAUCGAUCGCAAAAAUUCCACUGACAGCCCAAGUUGCUGUACCUUUAUGUUAAACUGUUGUAGCCCUGGGGAAAGAAAGGGAUCUAGCAAAACUUCACUAAGGAGAGGAUCUUUAUCUGUUGUGAGGCAGAUGUUUAACCAGAAUGUAAGAAAUCUCACCCAGGCUAUGGUCUCUACCUUGUGUUGACCUCCCUCUAGACACAAGGCUGCAUAGGGUACACCACGUGGGACAGCAAAAAUUUUAAUAAGGAAAGCUGCCUGCACUCGUUCUACCAGCUGGAUAAACCCUGGCAGCCAGACUGGAAUUCCGUAGAGCAAUUGAGCUAUAACUUUGGCGUUGAAGACCUUGAGGGCAGAGGGGAUAUGCGAAUUACCUCCUUAUAAAGAAACGCAUUAUGGCUUGCAUAGACAUCUUAUUGGCAUUCACCACCAUGCAAGGACCAUAGAAACCUAUGAUGGAAUGUGAUUCCCAGGUAGUUGAAUUCUAAUACCUGCUGGAUGGGUUUUCCACCAAAUACCCAGCUAUAGCUUUUGCGUGAAUUCCCAAAAAACAUUAUUUUGCGUUUAUCAAAGUUCAUGCACAAUUUCAUUCUGGACAGAUAGUCAAUACAGGAAUUUCACAAACGUUUUAGGCCAAUUCUUGUCCGUGAAAGCAAAAUCAUAUCUGCGUAUAGAAGGAUGGGAAUACUUGAUGCGUUGAGUUUUGGGCUGUGGGCAUCCACCUGUUUUAGUAAAGAAGCGAGAUCGUUAAGAAAAAGAUUAAAAAGAGAGGGAGCGAGUACACAGCCCUGCUUUACUUCUUGGUUUAUAAUUUUCUUUUGACCUUAUAAUUUUCUUUUGACCUUUCAGUGCCCUGUUCAAUUGAAAAGGGGAGACCAGUACAGAAAGGCAUACUUGCUUAGGACGAUCACAAUGGUUUCUGUGUCAACCAGUUAUUUUGCUUUUUUAAAACAAAACCUUAGGUAUAAAAGCAUCUGCCACCUGCAAGAAACCUUAAUUUAUUACAGCCAUGCAUCAAAUUUAUGAUUAGAGAGGAAGAAAAGCAACCCUACAGAGCUCUUCCAACCGAUUCUACUCUGGCUCCUCCUCUUUGCCUAUAUAAUUUGUCGCUCGGUUCUGGGCAACACAGACCAAAGCGGUGGUGGAAGCAACUAUAGAAUCUGUAUUCCCCCCCCCUUUUGCUUAAUAUCUGACAGCUUUCAAGGUGUGCUUUCAUACGGCAGAAUGGCUAAUCCCCAACAAUCGGAUGAGCUCAUUUUUUUUGUGAAUGGAAGGAAGGUGAUAGAGAGAUCUGCUGAUCCUGAAGAACUGCUGCUUAAUUACCUGAGAAAGGGGCUCUGCCUCACAGGAACGAAGUAUGGCUGUGGAAUUGGAGGCUGCGGGGCUUGCACAGUGAUGAUAUCGACAUACAACCCAGACACCAAGAAGAUACGACAUUAUCCAGCCAACUCAUGCCUACUUCCAUUAUGCCUGUUGUAUGGCGCUGCAGUAACUACCGUAGAAGGAGUUGGAACUACAAAAACCAAGCUCCAUCCCAUUCAGGAAAGGCUUGCAAAGUGCCACGGCUCCCAGUGUGGCUUCUGCACUCCUGGGAUGGUGAUGUCUAUGUAUUCGCUCUUGAGAAAUAACCCCGAACCUACCAUGGAUCAGAUAACUGCGUGCCUGGAUGGCAAUUUGUGCCGUUGCACAGGAUACAGGCCUAUAGUUGACAGCUUCAGUGCUUUCUCUCCGGAAUCCUGCCCGCUGGCAGGGAGUGGGAAAUGCUGCAUGGAUAAAGAUGGGAAAGAGAAAGAAGGUAAAGAGAAAGAAGGUAAAGAGAAAGAAGGUAAAGAGAAAGAAGGGAAAGAGGAACACUCGUGUUCCAGAGAAGGAAACCGGAUGUGUUCAGGUCUAUGCAAGCCUGAAAGAUUUCAUCCCAUUGACCCAACCCAGGAUUAUAUAUUUCCUCCUGAACUAAUGAGGUUGGCCGAAGAGAGCAAAGGAAAAACUCUGGUUUUCAAUGGAGAGAGAACCACCUGGAUUUCUCCCGUGUCUCUGCAAGAGCUUGUCAACCUGAAAGCCAACUACCCAGAUGCACCUCUUGUUGUAGGAAAUACAAGUGUAGGACUUGAUAUGAAACUUCUUUCUGUCUAUCAUCCCGUUCUCCUUCAUCCUACUAGGAUCCCAGAUCUGCAUGUUACUGAAGUUGGAGACAACGGGAUCUUGAUCGGCGCAGCAGUCCAUCUUGCCCAACUGAGGGACUUCCUAUUAACCAUCGUCCCAGAACUCCCAAUGGAAAAGUCAAAGAUUUAUGGUGUGCUGCUGAAGCAACUGAGGACCCUUGCUGGAGAACAAAUUAGGAAUUUGGCGUCUUUAGGAGGACAUAUCGUGAGCAGAGGGUCAACCUGGGAUCUGAACCCUGUCCUGGCUGCUGGGAAUGCGCUUCUCAAUCUGGUAUCAAUAGAUGGAUCACGACAGAUUCCCUUGAAUGAUGAAUUCCUUGCGCACUUGCCACAGGCAGACCUUUCACCAAGAGAGGUCAUAGUCUCUGUUUUUAUCCCUUUCUCCAAGGAAGAUGAAUUUGUGUCAGCAUUCAGGCAGGCUGAGCGCCGAAAAAAUGCAUUGUCUGUGACAAAUUCUUCAAUGAGAGUCCUUUUCCAGCCAGGCUCUGGUGUCAUCGAGGACAUGGCUAUUUUAUAUGGUGGCAUUGGUCCUACCACAGUGAGCGCAAGAAAUACCUGUCAGAAGCUCAUUGGAAGCAACUGGGAUGAAGGGAUGCUGAAUGAAGCUUGCAGGCUAAUUCUUGAAGAAAUUAUCCUCUCUCCUUCAGCCCCGGGUGCAAAAGUGGAAUACAGAAGAACCCUGCUUGUCAGCUUCUUCUUCAGAUUUUAUCUGCAAGUGCUACAAGGUUUAAAGAACAUGAAUCCAUCUAAGUAUCCUGACUUGCCAAAGAAAUAUGCCAGUGCUUUAGGCGAGUUCCGUGAGAAACCACCUCAGGGUAUGCAAAUAUACCAGGAUGUAGACCCUCAUCAGCCUCCUCAGGACCCAGUGGGGCGUCCCAUCAUGCACCAGUCUGGUAUUAAACAUACCACCGGUGAAGCAGACUAUGUCGACGACAUGCCUCCAGAGGAAGGGCAGCUCUACAUGGCUGUGGUCACCAGCACAUGCGCCCACGCAAAGAUUCUAUCCAUUGAUGUGUCAGAGGCCUUAGAAGAACCAGGGGUGGUUGCCGUGGUAACAGCAGCUGAUAUUCCAGGGCAUAAUGGUGAUGGAAAAGAGGAAAUUUUUGCUAGCGAAGAGGUACUAUAUAUCGGCCACAUUAUCUGCGGUGUGCUUGCAGAAUCCUACGAGUGUGCAAAGCGAGCCAGAAGAAAAGUGAAGAUAGAGUACCAAGAACUGGAACUGAUCCUGACCAUUGAGGAAGCAGUUAAGCAUAAGUCAUUCUUGACAGAAGAAAAGAAAAUAGAAAGAGGAAACGUUACAGAAUCAUUUAAGAAUGUUGAGAACAUCAUUGAAGGCGAAAUCCAUGUCGGAGGGCAAGAGCAUUUUUACCUGGAAACAGACAGUGUGUUUGUCGUUCCAAGAAAAGAGGAUAAGGAAAUGGAUAUAUAUACGUCUACCCAAUAUGGUUCGAAAGUCCAGCAAACAGUGGCUUCAGCAUUAAAUGUUCAAGCCAAUAGGAUCAUGACCCACACAAGGCGAGUUGGCGGAGCUUUUGGGGGAAAGAGUUCAAAACCUUCAUUUUUUGCCGCAGCUGCAGCAGUUGCUGCACACAAAACUGGCCGCCCGGUCCGUUUUAUCCUGGAGCGAGAUGAUGACAUGAUAAUACCUGGAGGUCGACAUCCUCUUUGGGGGCAAUAUAAAGUGGGAUUCACGAAUGAUGGCAAAAUCAAAGCUGUUGAUCUUUUGUUCUACGUAAAUGGCGGGUGUACACCUGAUGAAUCAGAACUGGUAAUAGACUACGUUGUGCUAAAGAGUUGCAACGCAUAUGAUAUCCCCAACUUCCGAAGCCGUGGAUGGGCCUGUAAGACUAACUUGCCAUCGAACACUGCCUUUCGAGGAUUUGGAUUCCCACAGACAGCCCUUACUGCAGAAACAUGGGUGGCAGCUGUGGCAGAUCACCUUGGCUUGCCACAUGACCAGGUCCGGUGGAUGAACAUGUACAAAGGAGUAUCUGAGACUCCCUACAAAGAAGAGGUUGAUGCUACAAAUCUUGUUGCAUGUUGGAAAGAGUGCCUGGAGAAGUCUGAUUACUACAACAGGAGAAAAGCAGCAGAAGAAUUUAACAAGCAAAACUACUGGAAGAAGAAAGGGAUUGAGAUCAUUCCUAUGCUGUUUUCGGUUGGAUUUAAUACCACAUAUUACCACCAGGCUAUAGCUCUGGUCCACAUAUAUCUGGAUGGGUCUGUGCUGGUGUCCCAUGGUGGAGUGGAAAUGGGACAAGGAAUAUACACCAAGAUGUUACAGGUUGCCAGCCACGAAUUGAAGAUACCAUUGUCUUACAUACAUCCUUAUGAAACAACUUCAGUAACAAUACCUAAUGCGGUGGUCACUGCAGGAUCAAUUGGCACUGAAGUCAACGGGAAAGCAGUCCAGAAUGCCUGCCAGAUUCUCCGGAAGCGGCUAGAACCAAUAAUGAAGAAAAACCCUCAGGGGAAAUGGGAAGAUUGGAUUACGAAAGCUUAUGAGGAAAGCAUCAACCUCUCAGCUACAGGCUACUUCAAAGGGUAUGUCACCAAUAUGGACUGGAAGACAGGAGAAGGCCACGCAUUUCCAUACUACGUUUUUGGUACUGCUUGUUCAGAGGUUGAGAUUGACUGCCUGACAGGGGAUCAUAAGAACAUCCGAACAGACAUUGUCAUGGAUGCCUGCUUCAGCAUCAAUCCAGCUGUUGACAUAGGACAGAUUGAAGGUGGCUUUAUGCAGGGACUUGGACUUUAUACGAUGGAAGAAAUAUACUUCUCCCCAGAAGGACAGCAGUACACGCUGGGUCCAGACACAUAUAAAAUUCCUGCUGUCUGUGAUGUCCCAGAGCAGUUUAGAAUCUACCUUUUGCCAAACUCAAGAAACCCAAUUGCAAUCUACUCCUCCAAGGGUGUAGGUGAAGCUGGCGUAUUCCAAGCAUGCUCUGUGUUUUUUGCUAUACGGGAUGCAGUGGCUGCUGCCCGGAAGGAAAGAGGAUUGCACCGUGUUUUCACAAUGGACAGUCCACUGAACAUAGAAAGGAUUCGCAUGGCCUGUGUUGAUGACUUUACAGAGAUGAUUCCAAAGGACAAGCCUGGGACCUAUAAACCAUGGGCUAUUGAAGUAGACUAACGUCCUGGUUUUCCGCCAAAGUUUUUCGCUUUUGUAUGUUCUUCCUCAUCAGAAGAGCAGUCGCAGUCUAAUCACACACAAGAAGGACAACGAUAUUAAUUUCAGCUGUGCAAGAUUUUUAAAAAUUAUAUUGAUGUACGAAAACAAAUCUGUGAAUUUCAGCAGGCAUAUAAUCAAGCAUGGACGUCGUAUAAGGGAUAAGAAAAUGUAAUUCCAAACUGUGAGAAUUAGCAACUGUAUAUCUUCAUCUGUGAUUUGUGUUCAUGUUGUAUUGUAAUGGCCAUUGACAUCUACAUCUGUAACUGUAGGCAUAUAAAAUGCUGUGAUUAGGUGGCUGCCUACCAGGCACACAGAUACACCUCAGCUUUUAUUCAGAGGAGUUAGAGAGGGGUGAGAUUGUUGGUUUGGGCUUUGAGGAUCAUAUGGGUGUAGGGAGAAUCAUUUAGUAAAUGUUAGGGCACAGGGGAGAGUGCUGAAGUACUCCUUUGGCUUAUACAUUCUGUCCCUUGCCAGUUAAGCAGACCUUCUCCUGGAACUUGCCCAGACUUGGUAUUCAAUUAACCUUUACUCAGAGUAGACCCACAUAGCAUAGCUGAGGAAACUGAAAACUGUCAUCAGCAGAAAGUGAGCACGUGUUGCCAAGGUGCGCUGUGGAGGCGGGCAAUUUUUACUUGCAAAAUAGGAACAACUCUGGACUACCGUAUUUUUCGCUCUAUAACACGCACCCAACCAUAACACGCAUGUAGUUUUUAGAGGAGGAAAAUCUGUAGGCAUGCCACCCGUAGGCA